Molecule: messenger RNA, 255 nt
Organism: Racocetra persica
Lineage: Eukaryota; Fungi; Glomeromycota; Glomeromycetes; Diversisporales; Gigasporaceae
Source: the annotation of a GenBank genome assembly
UUCACGGCUGAUAAGUUAAAAUGUAUCCCAGAAAAUAUUGGAAAGUAUAAGGCUAUAGAUGUUGGUCAACUCCGAUUUCUUGACAGCUUCCAACAUAUGGGAAUGGAACUUGAUAAAUUAGUUGAAUGCCUAGGUAGAAAGCUCGAAAAAUUUACCUUAACUGUCAAACAUUUUACUGAAAAAGGUUAUUUGAUAGAAAAGAUUGAACUUCUUUUCCGAAAAGGUGUAUUUCUAUAUGAUUGGACAAAUUCGUGA